UAGGCGUACAAAUCGAUUCAUUUGCAUCUGACCUAUUUAGGUUUCAUCCUCAACGCCGCCACCCCACUGCGUUUCCACGAUCAUGACUCCGGUGACGCCGGUGUUCCUUCCGGGCGAUCUCAUCGCAGAGUUACUUUCCUUCCUUCCCGUGAAAUCUCUUGUUCGAUUCAAAUGUGUUAACAAGGCUUGGAAAACCCUAAUAUCUGAUCCCACUUUUGUGAAAUUACACCUCAAUCGAUCAUCGUCAACACGAAAUCCACUCUUCACACUAGUCAUUCUGCACGUCCCAACAACCACCAUGGUCUACGGUAAAGUGGGUCGGGGUAACAGUGUCGUUCCUUACUCGUUAAACCGUUUAAUUCAAAACCCAUCAUUCACCCUUUCUGUCGAUCCGUACUAUCGUUUGACCGGUAGACAAAGCUCUUAUAUAAUCGGUACCUGCAAUGGUUUGAUUCUUUUGAUUGGCGGUGAUCUAUAUGGAUAUUUUCGGCUAUGGAACCCAACCACAAGAACGAUGUCUUACAAAUUUGGCCAUUUUCGCAGUUUUGACAGCCCUGCACACCACCGUUUCACGUUUCUUGGCCAUUACAAAUUCAGCUUUGGUCUUGAUAACUCUACUGAUACUUACAAGAUAGUGGCGUCCAAUUACAAUCCAAAUAUUGUAAGAAUUUGGAGUGUUGGACAUUAUGGUUGGAAAGAUAUUCAAAGUUUCCCUGUUGUUCCUGUCCAUUCCUAUUUCGGUGAAAAUGAUGUGCAUAAUGCUGUGUAUUUGAGUAGCACUCUUAAUUGGUUGGCUGUUCACAAUGACUUUGACUAUGAUAUUAAGAAUCUUAAAGUUGAGCAGUUUGUUAUUGUUUCACUCGAUUUGAGAACUGAGACAUACAAUCAGUACCGUCUGCCUCGUGAUUUUCAUGAAAUGCCAUCUGCUCUGCCAAUUGUUGCUGUCUUGGGGGGCUUCCUUUGUUGUUCCUAUUUUUACAAAGAAACCGAUUUUCUUAUAUGGCAGAUGAAGGAAUUAGGAAAUGAUGAAUCUUGGACUCAGUUUCUUAAAAUAAGGUAUCAAAAUCUUCAAAUAAAUCAUGACUACUUUAGUGACCAUGAAUUUAUCCAUGACACGGUAAAGUAUCAUUUUCAAUUGGUGCCGCUUCUUCUUUCAGAAGAGGCUGAUACACUGGUGCUUAAGACCAGCCAAGAAUCCCAUCCAAUUCUCUAUAAUUGGAAAGAAAAUAGAGUGCAGCGAACAAAAGUUACAACAAGUACUACUGUUACCGAUGAUAGUAGGAAUUCUAUACUGUGGUGCUCGGCCAAGGUUUACGUUGAAAGCUUGGUUCCAAUUUUUUGAGAGAUGAUACAAGCUUUGGCGGCACAACUACUUCAACAGAUGUUACUACAAGUUAUGAUGAAUCAUGAAUGGGAGAAAACAAAAGGGAGAACCUUUUGAUGUUUAGGAAAAAGAAAGAAAAAUCAAUAGCUAUCAUUUGGUUUCUAUGAAGAUUGUGUUAAGACUGUCCAUGUAACAUUACUCUUCUGCAAGAACUUUUUUUCUUUCUUUGUUGUGUUCUCUUCUCAAUACAUUUUAUUUAGUCUCUGAAUGGACUGAUAAAUCAUGGUUAGGAAUGCAAAACGUAUUAUGGUACAAGAUUGCUUUGAUGGUUGA
This is a messenger RNA of Medicago truncatula (barrel medic), 1657 nucleotides long. RefSeq names its product F-box/kelch-repeat protein At3g23880. The coding region runs from base 83 to 1342 and encodes 419 amino acids. Gene Ontology annotation, molecular function: protein binding. NCBI's taxonomy places the organism in Eukaryota, Viridiplantae, Streptophyta, Magnoliopsida, Fabales, Fabaceae. The transcript has 2 exons. The record is from RefSeq and is a predicted model, not a curated record.